Molecule: messenger RNA, 342 nt
Organism: Phytophthora sojae
Lineage: Eukaryota; Oomycota; Peronosporomycetes; Peronosporales; Peronosporaceae
Exons: 1
Coding region: 1-342 (113 amino acids)
Source: RefSeq, a predicted model, not a curated record
AUGGCAUGGCCGCUGGCAAUCUCAACAGCAGAGCUACUGUCCUACAGACGGAUCCAGACGAAGACGCUGUCGAUAGCGUCGAACCGCCCACCAACACGAUGCCACUUGACUCAUCCCGCUGGCAAUGUCGCGUCGCCACCAUCAACGGCAGACAACCCCACCGACAAGCUGAUGCUGCCAGCCAAAGCAGCACCGCCAGAUCCAGACGCCGAGCCUGACGAAGGUCACACGCCGCCCGUCGCCGCGCCGGUCGUACUGUCCAGUCGCACCAGCACAAUCAGCCAAAGCCACGUCGUGCGAGCUGCGAGCGCCGGACACUCGCACCGAUCCGUGAGCACUUGA